CGUUAUGCUGAAGCCCGCGCGAUGGACUCGUGGAUUCAAAUCGACCGCGUCUCCCAUUACCUGAUGUGAUUCUUGUUCGACGAUCAAUGAUCCUGGCCACGCCAUUAAUAUCGAGCAUCUUCGUAAAAUCAACAGUUUAUUAUUCUUUCUUUUUUUUUUUCUUUUCUUUAAUUGCAUUCCGUCACGUUCGUCGAAAUAUUAGCGAUGCGUCGUGUUUGUCACAAUAUAGACAGAUAAAAAGAAAUUACUCAAGGACUAACGUACUGAAUCAUACGCGCGGCGAUAAUGCGUAAGGCUUCGAAGGGGAUGGCUUUUCGAGCACUGGAAUAGUUAUCAAAAUACACAGCGACCGCAUAAGGUGUCGAGAGAAAAGAAAAAAAUGCGAGCUCGACGACUGGAGACAGAUCGAAGGUGCAUAUGUGAUAGACAACAGUAUUAAGCAAUAUCCAUGCACAUAAGCGGUUACGUGCGGGAACCGGUUCUCUCGAAUCGUUACACUUGAAAGGCUAGUUCCGAACGAUCGAAACAUCGUAAGGUGAAAGUAUUAGAAUGAUAAAAAGAAACAUUCGGAGUACGCAGAUCGAAAAUUUCCCGCUGAAAUUCGGUCAAAGGCACGUGUAACGUGGCUACGAGGAAGAUGCAGGCGUCCUUUAAUCGCGAUUUUGAAAGUGAGACCAAUGUUUGUCCGAAGCUGCUAGCUAACCUAAUUCGAGGCUGAUCGUGUAUCGCGAUCAGAGUCUCUGGCGCGAACGUGACUGCGGAAAAUAAAUUUGUAUCGCCCAUCAUUGUAUAAACGUUCUCUCCUAACCAUCUGAAAAAGUCGUAAGGGGCAGCAGUUUCGAGCAGUUUUGUACCAACAACUUGUUUACAAUGGCUAUACCCAACAACAAGUGGGAGAAUGCUUGCAGACUAUGUUCGGAGGAGAAGAACGAGAUGCUGUCAAUUUUCGGUAACGAGGGAGUGCAACGUAAAGUCGCGCAAAAGUUACGCGCUUGUCUGCCUGUCUUAGUGUACAAAACCGAUCCACUGCCAAAGCAAAUAUGUCAGUUCUGUGCUGCAAGGCUGGACGAUGUUUACGAGUUUAGAGAAUAUUGUCUGAGCGUUUAUAAGAGUAUGCACUUAAAGUUAUUAACAUAUAAGAACAUCGAGUCUGUUCAGAUUUAUCUAGAUGCAAUGAAAAACUCGCCCGAUCCUUGUCAGGCCCAGCUAUGGAGGGAAAAGUCGAGAGCACCGCCACCUUUAGUACCUUUGCCAGCCACACUGCCAGUCGAAUGUCCGUCGACGCCGACAGAUAUUGGUCGAGAACAUCCAAACACUUGUAUCGAAUCAUUACCCGAAUUACCUUGCGAAGUAGAGAUCAAAGAAAUGAAUACAGAACCGAUAUUGGAAACUGAUGUUAAUAUGUACGAAUCGCCGAAUAUAAACAGCAUAGAAAGCGAGUUAUAUAAGACAGACGCGAUAGUAGAUGAUAAUACAAAUUCGUUAAAAGGUGAGAGUACAGAUUCUCAAGAUGAAGUAGAGAUAGAGAAAGAAGAAAAACGGACGAGUAUAUUGGAGCAGGUAUUGAUGGGUAGAGUAACAAUGAACGAUAGAAAGGACUUGAAUUCAAAGGAGAAGCUGUCUUCUAAGUGGUGGUGUGCUCCUUGCAAUAGUUACUACAAAACAAAGGAGGGCUUAGUGAAACAUAUGCAGUUACAUUGUCCAAGAAAGUACACGUGUAGAAAAUGUUCAAUGUGUUUUGAAUUAGUAGAAGAGUUAGCUAAACACGAAGCCACUAGUCACUUGAAAGUGUCUGUAGAUUUUUAUAGAAGCGAUAAAGAUUGCGAUCAAUGCGAUAGACAAUUUGUUAGCUGGGAAAUGUUGAAGCAGCACAGGUUACGCGAUCAUUUGGCCGAAGCGAUCGAAAUUGGUACCAAUACAUGGUGCUCGUUAUGCAAUAGAUUUUUCCCGAACGUAGAAGAUUACGAAAAUCAUACUCAAUUACACGAAGACAGUAACAACACAUCGAUGAAAGCAACCCCAGCGACGGAUCAACAAUCGGUUGCGCUUUCAAAAAUUGAGGAACCUCCGAAGGAAGUAAAGAGAGAACAUUUUGUAGAAGCUACCAAAUCGCUUACAUGUCCUACUUGUGGAAAGGUCUGUACUCAACAAAGCGCAUUGUCGAAUCAUAUGCGUACCCACGAACCUAAGAGACACAAAUGUGAUAUAUGCGGACGAUCUUUUGGACUUCUUAUACGUUUAGCAGCACAUAGAAUGAGCGAACACAGCCAACAGCCUACGAUGUCCCCUGUAACGGGUAGCGUUGAACAAGAGGAAGCAUUCAAUGCUGAGAGAGAAGCCAGAGAAGCUCGAGACGCGAGAACUCGUGCAAGAACCAGAACUUACUGGGAGGCAGUGGAAAGAACGGAUAUUCCCAAUCAAGAAGAACCACCUCCAAAAAGAAAUACCAAUACGUUUAAAAAUGUAGCAAGAUGUGGAAUAUGUUUACAAUGGUUUAGCGAUCAUACCACGAUGUUAACUCAUUUGCAAACACAUUCAGACAACAAUACUUGUAAGAAUUUUACUUGUCACAUAUGUAAGAAAUCUUUCAAGGAAAAAUGGCAAUUAUUUAGACACGAGAUGUCUCACAAGCGUAACGAGUCUGUACCAAUGUAUGUAUGUAAUGUAUGCAAUAAAUCAUUUGUCGACAAGAAUACAUAUAAAAUACACCAGAAAACGCACAUCGUUGAUAAAACAUAUCACUGUUCAAAGUGUAACAAAAUAUUUUUCAAAGAAGUGUCACUGUUGACGCAUCAAUGUACACCGGGAGGUUUGUUCGGUAAAAAAGGAGUUGCCUCGAAGUCGUUGCAAAAAUCUGGAUCAUUGAGUACAGGUAAAAGGUACAAAUGUUCUAAAUGCGAUGCAUCUUUCAAUAGUUUUCAAUCGAAGAAUUCUCAUAUGAGAGUGCAUAUGGAAGGAUCGCAUACAACGGUACGAAAACAUGAAGUACAAGCGGAGGUGGAAGAAGAAGCUAUGCCAAAAUUAAGUCCUGAAACAUCGAUGGAAUACACGUUACCUAUCGAACCGAAAGUGGAGAUAAACGAAGAAAGUACACCAGCCCCCGUUAAACGAACCCUUAUUAGGACAACUGGCGGAUAUCGGUGCGGGGUAUGCCAGUCUCCAUUCGUUUUACGGGAAUUAGCAGUCGCACAUUUGAGAUCUGCACAUCCUCUGAUGCCGUAUCAAUGCCCAUAUUGUAAAAAACGAUUCACAACUCAGUACACGUUUACACAUCAUAUUAAGACAGAUCACCUUGACGAGCACGAGAAUUGAAUCAUACGAGUUACUAGUAGCUCUAAUAUGCCAAACAGUUCUUGUACCAUAAAAUAUGCCUCGAACAGGAGGCAACUUUUGUUCAUAUACGUAACAUAUAAGGUGAUCUUAUAGAAUAAUCUGUACGAUUAUUUUAAUAUCUUGAGAAUAUAUUAACAAAGAUUGUUGAUACAAAAAAAAAUGUUUAGUUGAAAGGAGAGGGUUGUCAUUGACUGUUCUUUCUAAAAAAAAUAUCGUUUCUACAACACGACGAUCACCUAUGAACCGCAUAUGUCUCUGGCCAACAUGUUUUUUAAUAUUUUCUCAACCUUGGGAAAUAAUCGAGUUGGUUUUUUUUAUAAGAAUCAUCCUAUAUACAACAAUUCUCGGUUACACACCGGAGCUGCGUUGUUUUAUAAUCUGGCAUACUAGUUCCUGAUCAAAUAAUUGGCCUUAAACAUUUUGUAGUUCUAUUUCGUGAAAUACGAACAAAAAAAAAUAUAUAUAUAUAUAUAUAUAUAUAUAUA
Messenger RNA from Hylaeus volcanicus, 3818 nucleotides. Its product is annotated as zinc finger protein 567-like. Lineage: Eukaryota; Metazoa; Arthropoda; Insecta; Hymenoptera; Colletidae. Gene Ontology annotation, molecular function: zinc ion binding. Gene Ontology annotation, cellular component: nucleus. The record is from RefSeq and is a predicted model, not a curated record. The transcript has 6 exons. Bases 871 to 3312 code for a protein of 813 amino acids.